Elgaria multicarinata webbii is the source of this 6523-nucleotide messenger RNA. It is a transcript of the gene ZNF280D, whose product is annotated as zinc finger protein 280D. The record is from RefSeq and is a predicted model, not a curated record. Gene Ontology annotation, biological process: regulation of DNA-templated transcription. Bases 968 to 5539 code for a protein of 1523 amino acids. Gene Ontology annotation, molecular function: RNA polymerase II cis-regulatory region sequence-specific DNA binding; DNA-binding transcription factor activity, RNA polymerase II-specific. The transcript has 20 exons. Lineage: Eukaryota; Metazoa; Chordata; Lepidosauria; Squamata; Anguidae.
CACUCCAGCAAACAUGCUUUAUGGGAUUAAGAACAAGCAUUGUACCCACAUGCUCUCUCCUAGUCCUUCUCCUUUCUGUCAUGCAUUGUAGUGGUUAAAGUUCCAGGGUUUGUUAAACCAUAGAUUACUGUUAUAUAUUAACUGAGAUACUGGGUUAGUUUCUGAUUACAAACCAGGAUAUCAACCAGGAUUGUAGUUGGGUACUAAACCACAAUGUUCCUGUUUUGGAUGUAACACGAAAUGGUUUCAACCAAUUUUGGAAGUCUUGCCCAUUGCAGUAUGGGCAACAUUUAUUUGCAGUUGUUGGGCCCAUUCACACGAUCAGAUAAGCCACCCUGGUUAUCUAAGCCAUGGCAGCCUGUGGUGCAUACCAAAGUGUGUGUGUGUGUGGGGGGGGCUGUUGUUUUGAAUUUUAAAGCCUCGGCUUGGCGUGCCAUCGAAACCCAGGCAGCAGGGGUUCCGUAAAAGUUAAACACCCCUCUCAAAACCCAUGGCUUGUUCUAGGAUUAUGCGAGGGUUUUUUAACCUUUGAUCGACCCCUGGCACCUGGGUUUGGACAACAAACUGUUCUAUUACCUGUGGAUAAACACAUGGAAUACAAAACAAACCUUGCAGGGAAAACUCGUAUGUAAAACAACCCUUAGACGAAACUAUGCUAUUCAUAGACUUAAGGUGCAUUCCUAAGCAAGUUUAUUGUUUACUAAAUUGCUUUUAGCCGUUUACAUUGUUUUAAUUUUUCUGUAUUAAAAAAAUAGACUGUUUUUAUUAUGUUGUAUUUUGUGAUGUUGUUGCAUUUUUAUGAAUGAUUGUUAAACCGCCCAGAGAGCUUUGGCUAUGGUGCGGUAUAGGAAUGAAAUUAAUAAUAAUUAUGGUGUUCAGACAGAAAAAAAUUCCUACAAUUUCCAACGUUCCCUUGCCAGUCAUUUUUCUGUCUAAACAUGCAUAGGAUUGCACCCUUAAUUUACCCAUGACAGAAGAGGAAAAAAGAGGUGUAGAAAAGAGCAAAGUAACAGAUCAUAUGAAGGCUGAAAAGAAUUCAGUAGGAAGAGGUGGAGGUUACCACGAGGAGUUGUUUUCUACAGGCAUUUGCUUGGAUUUCUCUUCUGGUGAUGAUCAGCCCCAGUCAGAUGCCAUAAUGGCAGAGCUUUUUAUGGAAUGUGAAGAGGAAGAGCUUGAGCCAUGGCAACAAAAAGCAAAACCGAUUGUAGUGGAUGAUGACGACGACGACGAUGAUGAACCCAUCUUUGUUGGAGAGAUCUUGAGCUCCAAACCAACCAGUACCUACAUAUUGAACAGAGUCAACCCCAGUUCACCACGAAUUGGCAUGCAGAAUGGUGCACCAAAAAGAGGUGCUGUAGCGGUUUCUCCUGGGUUUCACUCUGCAACGAGACCUGCAACUACUACUCUUGCCGUUCAGCCGCAGCCAAGAGUCAGCAGUGUUUCGGGAACUUCACAAGUAUUGCAGAGACCUCUUUCUGGAUGCUCAUCACCGCAGGAGGCAGCCAAGUCAAGUGCUGGCAUAUCUCCGCCAAUUGGUAGAUCUGCCACAUUAUCCAGGAACCUCAGCAUACCCGUACUGGCUCAAUCCGCAUCCAGGCCGGUGGCCACAGUAACUGCGCAACCAGUAGCAUUAAACCGGGUUCCACUGAAUAACAUUUCAGGCAUAGCCUUUAGCUUAAGGCAAAAUGCAGUGGUGGCACAGUGCCAGAGUGGACCAGCAGUGACUACAACAGGUUUGUCCAAACGUCCUUCUACUUCUGAAGCUGAUUGUAUAACUCCAAAAAAAGCCAAAGCUAGCGAAAUAGGAUCUGGAAGUGAAUCACCUGUUUUGCCUUCUGUUCAGUCCCCAAAUGACACAUCACUGCUUCAGAAAGGUAUUACAUGUACAGGUGGAUCAAGCACAUCAAGCAAUGUUAAAACUGGGGCGCCCUUUCCUCAAGCAUGUCCAAAGUGUAAUAUUCAUUUCAAUCUUUUGGAGCCAUUAAAAAAUCACAUAAAGUACUGCUGUCCAGAUAUGGUACAUACCUUUCCGGGAACAACAGAUGGUUCGAGUACAUCAUCUAAAAUUGCUGAUUCAGAAAAGGGAAAACUGAUCAUGUUGGUGAAUGACUUCUAUUAUGGCAAGCAUGAGGGUAACAUCCAGCAGGUGCGUCAGGAGCAGAAGACACAUACAACCUUCAAGUGUGCCAGCUGUAUGAAGCUUCUCAAAAGUAACAUCAGGUUUAUGAACCACAUGAAACAUCACUUGGAGCUGGAGAAACAGAACAGUGAGAGUUGGGAAAGUCACACUACCUGCCAGCACUGCUACCGUCAAUUUCCGACACCCUUCCAGCUCCAGUGCCAUAUUGAAAGUACCCAUACCCCUCAUGAGUCAUCAACUGUAUGUAAAAUAUGUGAACUAUCCUUUGAAACUGAGCAAGUUGUUUUGCAGCACAUGAAGGACAAUCACAAGCCUGGGGAAAUGCCGUACGUCUGCCAGGUGUGCAAUUACAGAUCAUCAGCAUUUUCAGAUGUGGAAAAACACUUUAGAGCCGUUCACGAAAACACAAAAAACUUGCUCUGCCCAUUUUGCCUUAAAGUUAUUAAAAUUGGGGCGCCAUAUAUGCACCACUUCAUGAGGCAUCAGAAAAAGGGAGUGCAUCGCUGCAACAAGUGUAGACUGCAGUUCUUGACAGGCAAAGAAAAAGUGGAUCAUAAAUCUCAGCAUCAUCGGACAUUUAAAAAACCUGCCCAGUUAGAGGGUUUGCCUCCAGGGACCAAAGUUACUAUCAGAGCUUCCGUUGGAUCUCUUCACCCUGCAUCAACAACUGCGCCUUCUGUUAGCCCAAAUGCAUCCACAUUACAGUGGUCUGCUAGUGCAAAAGUGACAAACACUAAGAUUCCUAACAAAUUGACUGCAAAUAAAACAAAGACAAAACCGAAGCCGCUGAGCUUACAGAAAAAGCAAAGUGUGGGGAAUGGGAGCAGCAGCAGCAGCCACAAUAGUAGCGGGAGCAGCAGCAGCAGCAGCAGUACCAGCAACAAAAAGACCAAUAAAAUCGUCAAUACAGCAUUAAAUAAUCUAAGAUGUCCGGAUAUUCAGAAAUGCAUUGAGUGUUACUCAGAUAUAAGGACUUUUGCCAGCCAUUUCCCAGCCUACGUCCGCUGUAGUUUGUGCAGAUACAGCACUAGUUGCAGUAAAGCCUAUGUGAAUCAUAUGAUGAGUUUUCAUAGCAGUCGUCAAAGUAAAAGAUUUUGGAUUUAUAAGGCUCAUUCAGAUGAAUUGAGGGGUUUUACUGUGGUUUGUCUUAAUUGUGACUUCCUAACUGAUGUUUCUGGCUUGGAUAAGAUGGCCACCCACUUGAUUGAAAACUAUACUCAUACUUGCCAAGUUAUUGUCGAAAAUGUUCCUUUGGACUACCUAGCUGCUGCUGACCUUUCUGACCUACCGAACAAUGCAUUAUUGAAUAAUGAAAACGAAGAAAAAUCCCAGAAACUUUCAAGGCCCAGUACUCCUGGAGAGCAAAACGAAACAUCAGUUUCUGUAAGCCCACAAAUAAAAGGCUCUGCAGAAGAAACAGAUAGGCCCCAUCUUGGAAAUCAAAGUGAUGACACUGCUUUAGCUGCUGAGUGUGAAGAAAAUAAAUCGCCCCUUUUAGAAAACAGUUUUGGUCCAGAGCUCCAGGCCUGCUCAAAUGACCCCGUAGAUACCGCAGAAGCCAGGGAGGCAGAGGAGCUUGGAAAGCAGCAUGGGGGAGCUCCUUCAGCUACGGAGGACGAAGAAAAGAAACCUCCACUUCUAGAGAACAUUUUUGAUCCAGAGCUCCAAGCCUGUUUAAAAGACUCUGCAGAAGCGGGAACUGCAGACAGCUUUGGAAAUCAAACUGAUGAAGAUAUUUUAGCUGCUGAAUGUAAAGGAAAUGCAGCUGUGUCAACUGUAGAAGAUUCCUCCAUUUCAGAAAUCCAUACCUGUUCAAAAGACUCUGCAGGAGAAGGAAACACAGCCAACCUUGCUAAUCAAGGGGAGGAAGGCCCGCUAGCUGCUAAGUGUGAAGGAAAUGCAUCUACUUCAAUUGUAGAUGUUUCCUCCAUUUCAGAAGUCCGUACUUGUUCAAAAGACUCCACAGGAGAAGGAAACAUCGAUGACCUUGGAAAUCAAGGUGAGGAAGCCCCUUUAGCUGCUGAGUGUGAAGGAAAUGCAUCUGUAUCAACUGCAGGAAAUCCCUCAAUUUCAGAAGUCCGUACUUGUUCAGAAGACUCUGUGGGAGAAGAAAACAUCGAUGACCUUGGAAAUCAAGGUGAGGAGGAAGGCUCUUUAGCUGCUGAGUAUGAAGGAAAUGCAUCUGUGUCAACUGUAGGGGAUCCCUCAAUUUCAGAAGUCCGUACUUGUUCAGAAGACUCCGUGGGAGAAGAAAACAUAGAUGAUCUUGGAAAUCAAGGUGAGGAAGGCUCUUUAGCUGCUGAGUGUGAAGGAAAUGCAUCUGUGUCAACUGUAGAAGAUUCUUCCAUUUCAGAACUCCAUACCUUUUCAAAAGACUCUGCAGGAGAAGGAAACAUAGCUGACCUUGCUAAUCAAGGUGAGGAGGGCCUGUUAGUUGCUGAGUGUGAAGAAAAUGCAUCAGGUGUACAAAACUCUGUCAGUUUAGGACUUGCCACUUGUUCAAAUGACCACACAGGAGGAGAAGAUGCUGGCUGUCUUACAAAUCAAGGUGAGGUACAUCUUUCAGCUGCUGAGUGUGAAGAGAAUUCAUCGUCUUCAGUUCCAGAAAACUCCACUUCAGGAGCCUUAGCUUGCUCAAAUGACUUCGUAGACCCUUCAGUAGAAGCAAAGGGGGACAAGUUUGAAAAUGAGUUUAAUGAAACUUCUUUAGCUACAGAUCGUGAAGAAAGUAUAUCUGGAUCAACUGGAGAGGAAUCCUCCAUUUCAGAACCCCAUGCCUGUUCAAAAGGUUCUCCGGAAGAAAUGAGGGACCACCUUGGACAUCAGGCUGAUGACUGCGAAGGAAAUAUCUCUACGUCACCUGUGAAAAAUGCCUCUGGUCCAGAGCUCCAAGCCUGUUCGGCGGAGAUCUCGUGUGGAAGGACAGAAUCUGAUAACCAAGAAGGAGAAGAAAAAUCCCUAAAGUCUGUAGGCAAUGAAACUAACCCUUUCCCAAGUUCAGAGGAUGCCGUCCCUGAUGCCCAGACAAAGGUGGUUGAUUUGGAUGAAGCUCAACUUGAGGACAAAGAUCCUGACAUCUCAAAAUUGGCAUCCGAUCAAGAUGUCAGUUUUGAACAGUUUUUGAGAGGAAGAGGUGAACCUGAUGCUGCCAGUUCUGAUGCGAGUGAGCAAGGCAGCAUUCAUCUGGAACCCCUGACUCCAUCGGAGGUCCUUGAGCACGAAGCGACAGAGAUUCUCCAGAAAGGAGGCGCUGCCCCAUCAUCCAGGAAGGCUGGGCCGGCUCCUGAACAAGCUGAUGCUUCUUCUUCCUCUUCCUCUUCGUCGUCUUCUAGAGAGGGCAGCCCUAGUCAGGUGGAGUCAUCAGUAAGCCAGGCAGAAGGCAGUGACGAAGCAAGCUGAAGAAGAACAGCUGCGUGAAGGCAACACGUUGAACCGAUGGAUUGCAAAAGAAGGGUCAAGAGCUGUGGAUUUUGUAAUACUGUUGAGGCUUGUUAAUUACAAAUCAGAUAUGCAGACCCUCUGGGAACAAAGUAGCUAAGAGGAACCAGCUCGGUUGCCUGCACUAAUCUAACCUGCAAAGCCAAGAGGAAAGGAAAUACCUUAUUUAUUUGACUCAAAGUACGAUCUCUGUAGGAACCACAAUGUUCAUAGUACUUGGGUAGCUGUGCUCUAUAAAGAGCAUUCAAUCCAGUAUCUGUCUAGACAAAUGUGAAUGGUGGGUUGCAUGUUGCAUUCCUGUCCCAUCAGACCAUGUGAGGAGGAUUGUUUGAAGCUCCCAACACUGCUGGAUUGGUCUGAUCUUACAAGAUAAGAAGCUCACCUUAAACUUUCAGUGAAAGUGGAAUAUUAUAAACAAGCAAAUAUAUUUGUGGGUUUCCCAGUAUGCAAGCUUUGCAGAAAUUUGACACGCUAUUCGGAAGAGGACACGUUAUGGCCUGUGUCUUUGAAGUUGUUACUGUUUUUUUUUAUUAUUUUUAUUGACGGCAGGCCAUGAAAACCUGAAGUGGACUACAAGAAAUGCAGAACUGAACUGGAAAGGUGUAAACUCUUACCAAAAAAUGGACUAAGAAGCAUUUAAAUCAGGUAUUGAAAUGUUUUUAGUCUAAAUUUAUGUGAAACAAACUGAAGUUAAACAAUUUGGGGGGGGGCGUUGGCAUGAAAAUCAUUUUGAUACAUAGUUUAGGUGAAGGAAUGCAUAAUAUGAUUUAACAGUAGCUUGCUUUUUAAGUAUUAACAAGCUUAAUUAAAACGCUCUAUCUGAGUCUUUAAGAAAGUGAUUUUGGACUUGUUGAGGUUUGUUUUUAAUGAACUUAAAUGUUUUGAAGUUCCGUUAAGACACUGAUGUACAUAUUUUGGAGUAAAUAUUUGCAAGAAAAUGAUGAA